Molecule: messenger RNA, 1193 nt
Organism: Capsaspora owczarzaki ATCC 30864
Lineage: Eukaryota; Filasterea; Ministeriida; Capsasporidae
Product: heat shock protein DnaJ domain-containing protein
Exons: 2
Coding region: 12-1025 (337 amino acids)
Biological process (GO): protein refolding
Cellular component (GO): cytoplasm
Source: RefSeq, a predicted model, not a curated record
AUUCAAUUGCGAUGAGAUUGCUGCGACUCGAGCUCAAGCGAGAUGGCGUUCGACUACAACGUCGAGCUCCUGCAACGACAAUGGCGUGGGCAUUGAUGGUCAUCAUGCUGCUGUUGCUCAUUCAGAUGGCGGCAGUUCAAGCAUCCCCUUCAGCGAAGCACCAACCGAAAGGCUCGAGCAAGCAGCAGACAACCAACAACAAGAACCUGAACAAGGAUCCUCGCUUUGAUACAAAGGACUACUACAAGCUUCUCGGAGUAUCGCGCACUGCGACAGACAGACAGAUCAAGAAGGCCUUUCACAAACUGGCGCUCAAGUACCAUCCAGACAAAAACAAGGAGCCGGAUGCCGAAGACAAGUUUGCCAAGCUCGGACACGCCUACGAAGUGCUGUCCGACCCCGAAAAGCGGAAAAUGUACGAUCAGUUCGGAGAAGAUGGUGCAAAUGGAGGUCAUGGCCGUGCUGGUCCCAGCCCUGCCGGCGGUGGCGGCUUUCAAGGUGGAUUCCACUUCGGUGGGGCAGGCGGUCCGCGCUCGUCGCACUCAUCAUCCCACCAGGGCAACGGCUUCACGUUUGACUUUGGAGACAUGUUCUCUCAGUUUGGCGACAUGUUUUCUGGUCACUUUGGCGGCGGUGGAGCGCGCAGAGCGUCGAGGAAACAGGGCGGUGCCAACCCUGGUUCUGCUGAGGGUGCGACCCAUCGCAAAGGCGAGCCGCUUUACAGCCACAAGCGUCAAUAUCGUUCGUCCUCCUAUACGACGCAUCACCACCAACAACAGCAGCAGCAGCAGCAGCAACAACAACAACAACAACACGCAGGGAGCAGCGGAUUUUCAGACUCGCAAUUUCGCCAACAUCAGUUCCGCCAACCACAUCCGCCACACCAGCAGCAGACGAAGCAGCAUCAGCAGCAUCAGCAGCAGCAGCAGCAGACAAAUCAGCAACAGCGCACCAACCAGGAGCGGUGUCGUCGCGUCCAGACUUGCAAUGGAAAUCACUGCACGAGCCGAUUGGUUUGCGAUUAAAAACUCAGAAAGGCCGUCAUUUGUUGUUCACAUUCGACUCUGAUCAGUAUUACAUUGCAACAGGACAAACGAGAAGUUACAUGCUACAUUAUUCGAAACACUCGACUUGCGAAUCACAAACAAAAUCAGGAGCUUAACAAUAAUACAUUGUUCUGCGUUCGAAUUUCC